This is a messenger RNA of Ustilaginoidea virens, 627 nucleotides long. RefSeq lists its product as uncharacterized. Gene Ontology annotation, molecular function: RNA binding. The record is from RefSeq and is a predicted model, not a curated record. Gene Ontology annotation, cellular component: cytoplasm; nuclear exosome (RNase complex). Lineage: Eukaryota; Fungi; Ascomycota; Sordariomycetes; Hypocreales; Clavicipitaceae. Gene Ontology annotation, biological process: RNA processing. The coding region runs from base 1 to 627 and encodes 208 amino acids. The transcript has 2 exons.
AUGGCCGUUGACCAAGUCCCGCCUGUAGCUGUGCCUGGCCAAACGCUUGGCCCAGCCUCAAAGUACGUGCCCGGCUCCGGCACCCACGUCUACCAAGGCAACGUCGUCUCCUCCCUCCUGGGCCGAGUGACGGUGACGGCGCCAGCAAGGGCUCCCGGCCCGGCGAAGCGGCUGAACAAGAUCACGGCCCCUGUCCCCGAGGAGCUCGCCACGAUAUCUGUCGCCCGCCACGGCCGCAAGCGCGAGAUCCUGCCCGACGUAAACAACGUCGUGCUCGCGCGCGUGGUGCGCCUGAUGCCCAAGCAGGCCAUUGUGGUCAUUCAACAGGUUGGCGAGACGGUGCUUCAGACGGAAUGGCAGGGCGUCAUCCGCGUGCAGGACGUGCGUGCCACGGAAAAGGACAAGGUCAAGAUGCACGAGUCGUUCAAGCCUGGGGAUAUCGUCAAGGCGCAAGUCAUUUCUUUGGGUGACCAGGCAAACUACUAUCUAUCCACUGCUGCGAACGAACUUGGGGUGAUCAUGGCCACCAGCGAGGCAGGCAACGACAUGGUCCCAGUGAGCUGGAAGGAGUACAAGGACCCUGAGACGGGGAUGAGCGAGUCUCGAAAGGUUGCAAAGCCGACUUGA